GACAGAUCCCACGUUGACAAACAGCUGCAGUUGUUUCCAAAAAAGUAUUGGGUAUCCAGUAACUGCCGAGCCAAACUACAUAUUUGACUCACUACAAUCCAGGCGAGCUCGCACUCCAGCUUGGCGUUCAGUGUGGUUCAGACGCUCCCAUCGUUUCUUUCAGUUUCUUUUGUUUUUGGUUUUGCGCGGACACCGCCGACACUAAGCAGCCAUGGAUGCCAUCAAGAAGAAGAUGCAGAUGCUCAAGCUCGACAAGGAGAACGCCUUGGAUAGAGCUGAGCAGGCCGAGUCAGACAAGAAAGCAGCUGAGGACAGGAGCAAACAGCUUGAGGAUGACCUGGUCGCACUGCAGAAGAAGCUGAAGUCAACUGAGGAUGAGUUGGACAAGUACUCUGAAGCCUUGAAGGAUGCCCAGGAGAAACUGGAACUGGCUGAGAAGAAAGCCACAGAUGCUGAGGGUGAUGUAGCUUCCCUGAACAGACGUAUCCAGCUGGUUGAGGAGGAGUUGGACCGUGCUCAGGAGCGUCUGGCCACGGCACUGACCAAGCUGGAGGAGGCCGAGAAGGCUGCUGAUGAGAGCGAGAGAGGCAUGAAGGUCAUUGAGAACAGGGCAAUGAAGGACGAGGAGAAGAUGGAGCUGCAGGAGAUCCAGCUGAAGGAGGCCAAACACAUUGCAGAGGAGGCUGACCGCAAAUACGAGGAGGUGGCCCGUAAGCUGGUGAUCAUUGAGAGUGACUUGGAACGUACAGAGGAGCGCGCUGAGCUGUCUGAGAGCAAAUGCUCUGAGCUUGAGGAGGAGCUGAAAACCGUACAGAACAACCUGAAGUCUCUGGAGGCUCAGGCAGAGAAGUACUCACAGAAGGAGGACAAGUACGAGGAGGAGAUCAAGGUUCUUACAGACAAGUUGAAGGAGGCUGAGACUCGUGCUGAGUUCGCUGAGAGAUCAGUCGCCAAGCUUGAGAAGACCAUUGAUGACUUGGAAGCUAAAUUUUUACACCCCUCACCUCAGAAGCUGGUUGAACGUCAUCAUCUCUCUCCUGUGCAGCGCAGCCCGACUUUCUGUCUCUGUAUUUCCUUACUGCCCCGUCACUUCUGCACACUGGGCUGUCGCUGCCGCCAUCCAUUUGUUCAUCUCUCAUACAGACUUUUGAGCCGUAUUGCUUUGUUUAAAAUAAACAUUCUUCCAUCUAUGCCAGCCCUUCCCCCUUUCUCCUGCAAUGUUUCUUCAUUUCCAUUUGUCCUAUCUUUUUUUUUUGUCUUAUGUCUUUUUAAUUUGUUUUGUUGAGUAGCUUUUGAAUAAACUCUUAAGGCUCCCCUCCCAUUCACUGUUCCUUUUUCUGUUGAGAGGACAGAUUUGUUAUAAUGGCAGUAUUAGGGUGUUAAUUCUCUUAUUUUUUAACCGUCUAGUGAUCACGGGAAAUACAACAGGUGUCCUCUGUUGUCCUUUCAAAUUAGAAGAAUAUGGUAAAAUAAGCAGCUGUUGUGAUAGGUUACCCGCUUUGAUAGACAGUUUAUUCGGCCAUUUGUGCAGCUGCUUUAUGUUUUGUAAUUGAAAGUUUCACAAGCUAAUAGCUUGAGCACACUUUGGUAGCUAAAAUGAUGAACUGCGUCACCAGAGACACUGACUCAAACCUCUUAACGGUGAUCUUUAGUGGCUCAUCCUCCCUGAAAGAUUCAAUGUGUAGGAUUUGGAUGGAUAUAUUGGCAGCAAUGGACUAUAAAAUGCGUUUGUUUUUUGUGUAUAAUCACCUAGAGAUAGGAAUAUUAUUGCUUUAUUUACCUUGGAAUGAGCUGUUUAUAUCUACAUAGGGCCACUAUGUUUCUACCGUAGCCCAAAAUUGAACAAAGCAAACAACGGCUCUAGAUAGGGCAGUUUGCAUUUUCAUGUCAGCCACCGUAGUUAGUAGCCUUUCCAUGAUGAGUGUUGAAAAAACACUUGAUUUUUAAAACGGUGAAACUGCUUGACUCAGUGUGUUUACGGGUCCAUUUAUUUCGUAAAGGAAGAGGCUCACAACCCUCCUGAACAUCCUAAUCUUAAAUUAUCAAAGAAAGGUGAACACACAUUAUUAGGUGCUGGGCUAACAGCCUGUCUGCCAUGUCAAACUGCAUCAGAGAAAACACAGUUUUUUAAUGUGAAAAAGUAGUAAAAACCUCCUGAACAAUCAACACCAAAGGAAUUCUAACCAGGAGUUGACGCUGGGCUCAUGGGAGAAGUUUCAGCUGGUUGCAAUCUGCAGUUCUCUCCACUAGAUGCCACGAAAUCUCUCACACUGCUUCAUUAAAGAACGGAAGCUCCAUUUUAAUUUUGGCUAUACCUCCUUUGAAAUUAAUUUUAGCUUUGCAGUUUCCAGAAUGAUUAGCGUAACCUCAGUCGCUACGCAGAAAGUCGUUGUCUCUGAGUCCGGAUUAUGAAUUGGUCAUUUACGUAUAGUCUUAUCUUCAGGCUGUCCUUCAUAUCAGGGGAACAGAACAGUGAUUUCAGUAAAGGCUACCGCAAGCUCAAAAGCAACCAAAAGAAUAAUUAGUAGGCGAUGUUGCCAUGGUAACCAGGAAAGCAGGUUGAUGACCACUUGUAAGACCUUUUGGAAAUGUAAAUGAAAGAAAAAUGGAGUAAGUUAUUGCUUUAGUUUGGCGUCCAUGAGAUCAGCAGUUCAACAGCUUGAGUACAAAGUUGACGCUUCUGUGAUUCACUUUAAAGCAGCACUAACUCUUUUUGUCUUUUGUACUAACCUGCCUUCUGUCUCUUUCCCUUUUCUCUUUACCUGCUUUCUGACUGUCAAGACCAUCUAUACAAGCAGCUUGAGAAAAACCGCCUUCUGACCAAUGAACUGAGAGUAGCCUUAAACGAGGCCUAAGCUGGAAAGGGCUCUCGUACGCUUCCAUUCUUCUGAAUCUCAAAUGUCCAGGCAUAUUGUCUAAUGCUGUGAUAUAGAAAAAGUAUAGACAACAGUGUCUAUGACACAAAGCUUAAACCAAGUAAUGGUUUCAACAAAAUGGGAAUACAAUGUAAGAUUUUCACAUUAUGCAUGCUCCAACUGCAGUUUCAGACGGGAGGUCGGACAGCCUCGCUAUAUGAAAAGCUGGUGUGUUUACUCAGAUAUGGACAGGGCUGUAGCACUUCAGUUGAAAUCGGCAUGCUGCUGUUGCUCAUGGGAUGAAGGCUGUGAGGUCACCUCUGACCAACAGCUGGAGAAGGCUGAGUGUGCUGCAAGGGGUCCAGAGAAUGCGUUGAAAAUCCUCGAAUCCCUCUCUGUGAUGUUAUAAUUGCUAAUGAGUCUUAAAAAAGGACGAGUAUGAAUCCUUAAAAAGUCUUAAAGGCAUUAAAUAAAUCCAUCUAAAAAAAAAAAAAAAAAGUCCUCAAUUGGCAUAAAAAUGUCUUAAAUCAAUCUUUAAAGAGUGUUAAAAAUGCUAAGACAUAGGAGAAGGAUACUAUGAAUCAUUGAAAAUCCUCCCCCCAAAAAAACCAAAAAAUGGUAAUAUCUGUUUUUUAAAUAAUUUACUCGCCUCUCACAUUAAUGUCACACAGAUCAGGAUAGAAGAAGAACCACGCCAAGUUUGACCUUUUAACUUUACCAAAAGAAGUCGUGCUUUAUGUUGCAUUAACCUUUGGCUGAAAUUGUCCCUAACCCUGAGUAAUUUGUUCAUGUUUUUUUCUCUCAGUGUUGGUUAUUGCAAAAUUAGUUUUAAAUUUAAUUAGCAGUGGAAUUAAAAAUGUCUUAAAAAGUCUUAAAUCUAAGUUGCCUUAAGCUGUAGGUUAUAAGAUGGGAGUCUGAAACCAAACUGCCCUUUAUUUCAGUGCUCAUGCAGAUUUGAUUUGCUCUCUUGUUGCUUGUUGGAGUUUUUCUAUCUGUAGCAUUUCAGUCAGGACACGCCAAUGUUUUCACCUUUUUUAAAAAAUAAAUAAUAGAUGUAAUUUUCUUGAUAGACUGCCCCUGAUCUCGCAGUGAGUAUGAACACGCUGAACAAACCUUCACUUCAGUUGAAAUAGAAACACAGGGUGAAGGAGUAUAUUUUGGUGUGAAGCCACAAGGAUGCAGAGCAGACUACUGGGACAUUUUGAGGGAAUUCACACGCCAUAUUUAUUUAUACGAGCUGGCUAGUUGUUAGAGAUAGGAUAGGUUGUAGUCGUAAAUGAAAAUGUGCCUGUUUGAUAACAGAGUUGUGAUCGGACAAACAUCAUCAGGGGUAGUUGUGGAGGGAAAUAACCUGUGAAAUAUUAAUGGGGAGAGUUUCCAUAGAGAUCUCUAGUUUGGAGUUAAAUCGGUGCUCACAGUUCUUUUCUUGAAUGACCUGACACUGCUUGAAGAGGAUGCUUCGACUUGAUACUCUCAGACAUGAGCAAUGUUUAGAACCAUUUCCAAACCGCAGACCUGGCAAAGCACAAUUCCUUUGUCCUAAAACCGGCUCACACAGUCUUGACUACAGCCCUGUCUAUAGCUUGAGUUUAAUAUUUACAGUGAGUUGGCUCACACUAUCAGAGUAGUAGAUAUGUGCAUACUUAAAGAAUGCAAACUGCUGUUAUCGAAUAUAUUACGGUGAGUUUUCUCACACUCAUAUGGUUUUUAACAACAUCCAGCACACGUCUAACACUGUUUUCCUGGGCUAGAGCUUUGUCUGUUUUAUAUUCUGUGCAUCUUUGAGCUGUUAUGAUUUUUAACCGAUGCAAUACUGU
Molecule: messenger RNA, 4672 nt
Organism: Plectropomus leopardus (leopard coralgrouper)
Lineage: Eukaryota; Metazoa; Chordata; Actinopteri; Perciformes; Serranidae
Source: RefSeq, a predicted model, not a curated record